Molecule: messenger RNA, 7230 nt
Organism: Corythoichthys intestinalis (scribbled pipefish)
Lineage: Eukaryota; Metazoa; Chordata; Actinopteri; Syngnathiformes; Syngnathidae
Gene: slc26a1
Product: solute carrier family 26 member 1
Exons: 9
Coding region: 379-2502 (707 amino acids)
Biological process (GO): transmembrane transport
Cellular component (GO): plasma membrane
Molecular function (GO): bicarbonate transmembrane transporter activity; chloride transmembrane transporter activity; secondary active sulfate transmembrane transporter activity
Source: RefSeq, a predicted model, not a curated record
GUUGUGUGCAGUCUCUGCAAUGCCAAGCUUGCAUACCACGGCAGCACGUCAGCCGUGAAUGAACACCUAAGCGCUGUCACCCAGGUAUCAUUUUGGAAGACGACAGGAGACAACAAGCUGGCAGAUCACGGCAUAUGGGAACGAGGUGGGCGGAGGACACAGCUCCCAUCAUGCUUUGCAGUCAGAAGCAGGAAGAAACAAGUGGACGGCAGCUUGAAUGAGAUGAAAAGAUGUUGGAUAGCGUGACACCGGUGGAGGAGGCAGAAUGUUGUUCAUCAAUUCAAGAGUUACCUCCUCUAAGGGAGCACAUGUGAUCACUUGGUUCUUGGAACUUUCAACCUCCUCUUCAUCUUCUGCACACUCUCCGUAUCCGAAUUCAUGGAGGAUGUCAGCAAGCUCAAAGAGAUCCCUCCAACUCAACCACCGUCUCUGUUGGAACGGAAGGCUCGACAUCCGCAGCCCACGUUUACGUUCCUCAAAUCCAAGCUGAAGCGGAGCGUGAGCUGCUCUGUACCUCGAGUACGCUCCACCUUGUCGGGCUUUUUCCCUGUGGUGCGCUGGCUGCCCAAGUACAAACUGCGAGAGUAUGUGUGGGGGGACGUAAUGUCCGGCUUGAUCGUGGGAAUCAUCUUGGUACCACAGGCCAUUGCCUACUGCCUGCUUGCUGGAGUGAAGCCCAUCUAUGGAUUAUACACAUCAUUUUAUGCUAACGUUAUCUACUUUCUCAUGGGGACAUCCAGACAUGUUUCUGUUGGCAUCUUUAGCCUGAUGAGUCUCAUGGUCGGACAGGUGGUCGACAGAGAAGUCUUCCUCGCUGGAUUUGACCUCAACGAGGACUCAUCUGGUUCUCCGGGAUUCAACGGUUCAUUCAACAUCAACGUAACAACAAGUCAAACUGUGGAGCUAAUGGGUGUGCCCUGUGGGAAAGACUGUUAUGCUAUUAGCAUUGCUGCUGCUCUAACUUUCCUUGCUGGAAUUUACCAGGUCAUGAUGGCAGUGUUUCGUCUUGGCUUUGUCUCCGUCUACCUUUCGGCUCCCAUGUUAGAUGGUUUUGCCACAGGAGCCUCCUUCACUAUCCUGACCGUCCAAGCUAAAUACCUCUUGGGUCUCAAGAUCCCUCGUCAUCAGGGUUACGGCUCAGUUGUCGUAACCUGGUUUAACAUCUUUGCCAACAUUCACAAGACCAACAUGUGUGACCUCAUCACCAGUGCCAUCUGUAUCACCGUAUUGGUGACAGGUAAAGAGAUCCAGGAACGCUACAAAGAUCGUUUAAAGAUCCCUCUACCCACUGAGCUGGUCGUGGUUGCUGGAGCUACGUUGGCCAGUCAUUUUGGGAAUCUCAACAAUCAUUACAGCACAAGUAUUUCAGGUCACAUCCCCACUGGCUUCAUCCCACCUGAAGUGCCCAGCUUUAGUCUAAUGCCAAGAGUAGCACUGGAUGCCAUACCUUUAGCUGUCAUCAGCUUUGCCUUCACCGUGUCUCUGUCCGAGAUGUUUGCCAAGAAACAUGGCUAUACUGUUCGUCCCAACCAAGAGAUGUUCGCCAUUGGCUGCUGUAACAUCAUCCCGUCGUUCUUUCAUUGUUUCACCACGAGCGCGGCUUUGGCAAAAACUAUGGUGAAGGACUCAACGGGUUGUCAGACACAGGUAUCAAGUCUGAUCAGUGCUUUUGUCAUCCUGCUGGUCUUGCUUUUCUUCGCGCCUUAUUUCCAAGCGCUCCAAAAAUGUGUCCUUGCCUGUAUCAUCAUCGUCAGCCUUCAAGGAGCACUGAGGAAAUUCAAGGACGUACCGGCCAAGUGGCGAUCCAGCCGUAACGACGCAGUGGUUUGGCUGGUCGCCAUGUCAGCCACCGCUCUGAUCAGCGUCGAGAUCGGCCUACUGGUUGGCGUCACUUUCUCUAUGUUCACUAUCAUCUAUAAGACUCAAAACCCCAAGGUGUCUCUCCUGGGCCGAGCUGGCAACUCAGAUCUGUAUGAAGAUAUGGAUGAAUACCAAAACCUCACGCCACCAACACGAGUGCGAGUCUUCCGCUUCCAGGCACCUCUCUAUUACGCCAACAAGGACACCUUCCUGAAAGCCCUCCACAAAGCUGUUGGAGUAACACCUUUCUUGGAGAUGACCGGGAGGAAAAAGGCAGAGAAGAAGGCCAAAAGGACGAAGGCUGAGGCAAACGGGGAGGCUAACAACGGAGAUGUCGUUGUGUCCCUCGUGCAAAGAGAACUAGACUUUCACACAAUCAUUUUGGACUGCUCUGCUAUCCCCUUUAUAGACUCCACGGGCAUGUCUGCAAUUAAGGGACUGCUGAAGGAGUUUGAGGAGAUUGGCGUUAGAGUGGUCCUUGCCUGCUGUAAUCCAUCCCUCAUUGAUACUUUGCAGAAGGGACAGGUUUUUGGACAAGAAGGCAAAGACAUGAACAACACCUUGUUCCAUACGGUUCACGAUGCUGUAUUGCAGGUUAACAUUCAGCAGAGGGACAAGAGCUCUGAAGACUCUGUUCUGUAGAGCAAAAGAUGGAAGAAUGAAAAAAAUAUAUGACAGCUAGUGACAGCAGGGUGGGUAGUGAUUGCCACAGAGUUAAAAUGUCCUUCUAGUUACUCCCUGAAUCUGUAAGUGAUGGUACACAUGAACAGGGUCAAAGCAAAGCAAACCUAUCAACUUACAAUUCACCAUCAAACUACAAUUCUACAACGAUUAAAUGAUCGCAUUGUUCAGAAGUUCUACUUCAAAGAUGAAACACUUUUUAGAAACAUGUUUAGUUUAACAUAACCUUCACUUCGGAGUAGUAGGGAUCCAAAACCAGGCCUAUCCAAAAUGUGAAUUACCAGAUCAUAUCUGUAUACCAUGGCCGUGCAGAGAUCAAUGGAGGGGCAGGUGCUCAUAGAUCAAAAGGGGCACAUGAACAAAAAUUCAAUACAUCUUACAACAACAUCCAGUUUAACCAGGUUUACAGUACAAUUGGCUAUGACUGUGACGGACUUGAAUUGGGAGGGGGGAGCAGUGAAUAGAAAUCAACACUGUCAUCAACACUUUCUGGCUGUGACUAUUAGUCUUUGCCUCUUUUCUUCCUUCAACCUCUAUAUCAGACUUCCUGACCCAACUUGUUGUUCAUCUGAGAACAAACCAAAUUAGAUGUUCACUGAGCCACCUUCAGCACAGUUUUUUCAAAACUAUUAUUUCAUUAUUAGAGAACUUAAAGAUGUGUACCUUUCUAGAUAACGUGAAAAGAACGGAUAAAUAUGGUUGACAAUAGAGAGUAGAGACACACGGAUCGAAAUGGCCUUGGGGUGGGGGGGUUGUAAUUCAUUAUUAAAGUAGAAAACUAUAUAAGAGAAAAUUACAUUUUUUUUUUUUUAAAUCCCCACAAUAAACCUGGUGUAAGAAUUUUCACAACAGUAUUUGCUCGAACACGGUUUAAAAGGGUAACACUGUUUUCAACCACCAGAUGUCCUCAGACUCCUCACCACACACCCAGGUCACAGAGGAACAGAGUGCGGGGGGAGGGGGGUUGUGUUCAGUUUUAGCGGCACACAAAUGACUUUUUUGUUUUUAAAAGUGUUUUAGGUGUUCGAGUAAAGUACUCGGUGGCUUGCCUGCACAGUCAGCCAGCACACACAUAAGCACAGAAAAAAAAAAAAACAAUCAAAAGUGCCACUUUGGGCAUGUAGGGGCAAAGGGGCAGGUGCUCAAGCACCCUCGGCCCCCCCUUUGCAUGUGCCUGCUGUAUACAAUGGUUUUGAUACAGGAUGAAAUUAUAUUUACUGGGGUCAUCAGUACAACUGUACAUUUGCAAACUCAAUACAGUAGAACAAUCUGUGUGGAAGGGGAAACCAAACCAAACCAAUAUUUCAUCUUUAGGAUCAUCAUUCACCAUCAAGAAAAUGUUUUGUCUUAUCUCAAGGCACCACACUGUACAAUUGCAAACUCAAAUAAUACAUUAGAACAAUCUGUGUGGAAGGGGAAACAAAACCAAACCAGUAUUUCAUCUUUAGGGUCAUCAUUCACCAUCAAGAAAAUGUUUUGUCUUAUCUCAAGGCACCAGAGCUCCACCUUUGGGUGCCCUCAACUGAAAAGUCAGAUGAUACCCUCACCCCACCCCGAUAUUACCUCACAAAGUAAAAAAAAAAUAUGUAUAUACUUUAAUCAAUAAUCACCCUGCUUUUAAAAAACACCACUAAAGUAUUGUUUUAAAAAUUAAAUCUACAUUUUCAACAAUUUAAUUAGACACACACAUCAGAAUAUCAUGAAAGUACUUCGGUUUGAGUCUUUGGGUAGUCUAGGAUGCCUCUGAUGUAGAUCGGUCCUUGGAUAUCUCAGUUUUUUUUUUUUUUUUUCAUGAUUAUGUUCCCCAACUCAUUUUUAUAUUACAGUACUUUAGUUUGAGUCUAGGGGUAAUCCAGUGUUCCCCAGAAGUGAACCCAUUCUUGGAGAGCUCCCCAUUGUUUCAAUUAACGGACUUGCACUUCAAAAUGUUUCUUUAGGAGUUGUGGAAAACAAAGGUUUGAAUCGUACGUUGUAUUACGUGAACCAAUUCACAUAAAAGUUAGUAUAAGUCAAUAGAGAUUUAUUUUGCUUUGACCAUUUCACCUAUCAAUUAAUUAGGUUCAUAUUCGUGAGAAAUGGGGCCCUGAUCCCCGUUCAAUAAUCUGUUUGGUCUUAUUAAUGUCACGUCCCCAUUAAAAAGUGUACAUGCAGGUUAUGCUGUUUUAUUGUCCCUACCAAUGUUGAGACCAAACCUACGCCCUUGUAAUACAGUAUGUGUAUACCGUACAAACAUAAAAUAAUCCUGUUUAUGGAUAGAAACAGUAGUUGUAAAACUACUAAUGACUAACUACUAAUAACCAGUCUUAUUGACUUUCACUUUACUCUUUAAAUUUUUUUGCUUUCACCUGAUUUGCAUACAAAGUGACAUCUCGGGUGCAUUAAAUUGGCUUUAAAUUGUCUGCAACAGCAGUACUUACCUGUGAGUGACACACAGGCCUUGUCACAGAUUUUUUUCUGUGUUCGAUUCUCAGCACCUGAUUGAUUCUAUGUGCCUUUUUGAUGUCAUGAUAUUUGCAGCAUAAAUAUAAAAAUAUUUAUUUAUAUAUUUAUAUUUAUAAAUGCAGCAGGAAAGAGCAAUAAUGUCAUGCUGAGAGGAAAAAGCAAAGCAAAUACAAACUGUCCGCUAUUUAAAAAAAAAAAAUUACUUUUGUAGUUUGCUGUCUAAACAACAGACUAACGUGGAUGCAUGUAAGUUGGUAAAAACAAACAAACAAACAAAACAAAAUACUGACUUGUUUUGGUGCCCCACUCACUAUGUGCAUUUUGUGCAAAGAGGAAGUAAAUACCCUACCCUCUACAAAUACAGUACAGUAUAUCAUGUUUGUAACAUACAAUCAAUUGUCCAUGGCCAUUGCCCUAGGAUCUAGAGAGAGAACAAAUAUGACGACUACUACUCAAAUGUCUUUCAUUCUUAAAAAAUGUGUGUGGAAAAAAAAAGUUAUGGCUCUGUCCUAAAGCCAAACAAACAUACUGUAAUUAGAGCAGCAUCAAUUAUACACCUUCAGAAUAAUUAUCAGCCUCAUAACAAUGCAAUACAGUAUGGUCAGUAAAAUGGGAUUCAUCCACUGCUCAAUGCAAAAUGAAAAAAAAGUAUGUUUCUUGUUAUAGUUGAAGUUAUUUAUAUAUGCUCGCAUAUCUGGGAAAGGACGGCUCUCAGUUCUUAUGACAUUCUUAUGACAAAAAAAAAAAAAAAAAAUGGCUUUUUCUUUUUUCUCAUUUCCAGCAUUUGGGAAUUUCUCACUAACCUUCCUUAGAGGAAGAACAGUAUCCUCCAAAAGGGAGAAUUUGCUCUCAUAAAUAGAAAAUGUAUCUUUUUAUAUUUUCUCUCUGAUUGAAUUCCUGUACUUAGGAUUUUUUGAUUAUGGAACAAUCUCAAAGACAAAUAAAAGAUUUUCACUUUCAUUAUACGUGGAGAUGGUACUUUGUUUUAUUAUUAUUAUUAUUAUUGGUUAAUAUAUAAAACAAUCCAAGUGCCUCAAAUUUCCCAAGACUUGUACAUAUGUCCUGAAAAAUGUCAACCCAAUUCAUCUGUAUGCCUCUUGAUGAUGCUUAUUUAUCUUGCAUCUUUAUGCUGCAUUUAACAAUUCUUAGUUUUUCACAAAAUGUUGAAUCAUGUUGGCUGCAUUUCGGCCUUACAAUAAUUAGCAGGUUUGCCUCUUGUGCCUUUAACUAAGGUGACCAAAGUCUUGAUGCUAACCAAAGUCAAUUAUUAGCUGAGGCUUAAAAAUAAUUUCUCAAGAGGUUUUAAACUCGUUUCUUCUCCUCGACCCCUUAACUAAUGUUAUGUUAGUAGCAAGUAGCAAAUUCACCUAAAGGGUUGACUUGGACUUUUUUUUUUUUCCUUUGAUGAAUUAUUGCAAGUCUACCUGAAGGGUCUCAUUAUGAUUAUAUCUGUGUGAUAUAAUUUGCAGUUUUAGUGAAAAUAACAGUUGAUGCUACAUCCUUGUUGAAAUGCUGUCUGAUUUGUGCAGUAACUAACAGAAAUAUUCAAAAUUUUGUGACUUCGCAUAUUUUCAUGUCUUAAAAAACUUCAGAAUGAUUAUUAUGUUUUUAGUUCUAUUCUCAUGUUUUCUUUUUUAAACUGUUAAUACUAUGGAUGUCAGUUAAGCAUGCAUUUUGCAAUAAUGUUUGACAUUCAUGUGAAGCACAACCUUAAUUAAUGUUCUUUCCUUGAAAAAAACUUCUUUUUCCAUCUUUUUUUACCAGUAGACAGUUGCACCAGGAUUCUAAAGUAAAUGUAUAAAAUAACGCAACAAUAUAAAUUAACAAAGCCUACAGUGUGAAAUGUUGCUGGCUAACAUUUGUCAAAAUGAUUAAAAGGAAAAAACAGGAAGGUGCUACAAUCACAUUUAACACUCCCUGUAUAAAAAUAUACUUCUGAAUUCCAAAAUGUGCUGAGUCCUCUAACUACUUUAGUAUUAUCCAAAAGGAUGAAAACAUUGUGACUCACAUCCGUCAUGACAUUGCUUCCGAACACAAUUACUUAUUUUACAAACUGUGACAGGUCUUGUUAAACAUCAACGAGUCGGAGUGUAACAGAAUCUCAUGCAUUCAUUGAAUCUUUUUUUUUUUUUUUUUAAUCUUGAAAGAAGCUUACAGUAGUUGCAUGCUUACAGUACGAUUCGCCAGCUUUAUAUGAAAGUUUUUUCUGGAUUUGCUGUAAAACACUAUGACACUCAAUAGCAAAUA